GGUAAACCGUGUACAAACAAUGGAGAAACACUCUGUAAUCAGCUUCAGUGUGUUGCCGAUAAAUGGGGAGUAAAUAGACAAGAAGGGAAGAACCCCACCUGGAAUAGGAUGGAGAGCGACUUCAGGACGCAGUUAACGAAUUUACUCAGUGGCAUGCAGGAUCAGAGGAAGCAGGAUCCUGAUGCCAAAUACUGCAACCACGACACGAAUAACCAAAAAUGGGACGAAAGCGACGCCCAUGACGCCGCAAACAAGACUGCUUGCAAACUUGUUGCAGCAGGGCUGCAACAUAUUUCGAGUAUUCAGGGAUCCUACUCCGUGAGUGAGAAAACCCCCUAUGAUAACCAAGAGUUCAAACAAUUCGUCUCCUGUUUAAUGUUAAGGGCAGUUGCGCAGCAAAUGAAAGAAAAAAGUAUAAUUUGCAACAUACAACCAGGAAUAGACGCCGCUUUUGCAAAGGCAGGAGCAAUUAAGAAGGACCAUUGUACUAACAAUAAACCCUGUAUUGUUUGCACAUUAGACGACAGAACUAAGGACGAGCUCAAUGAUUGCACCAUUCCCAAUGGCAAAGGCCCCCAUGUGAACGUUAAGCCUAAAUUGGAAUCAUUACUCACAGGAGAGGAGAGCAACGUCAAUAAAACCAUUCAGGACUUACUCAAAACGGACAAAUCCGGCACUCUAUGUCAACGUCUUCAAUGUUUAUCUUCAAAAGUAGAUGCACUUAAAUCACAAUCCCAGAGCAAUGCG
Plasmodium knowlesi strain H is the source of this 747-nucleotide messenger RNA. Its product is annotated as SICAvar, type I (fragment). NCBI's taxonomy places the organism in Eukaryota, Apicomplexa, Aconoidasida, Haemosporida, Plasmodiidae. The transcript is spliced from 2 exons. The annotation marks the transcript as partial. The record is from RefSeq and is a predicted model, not a curated record.